AUGGGCUAUGCGCUCUAUACGACCAACUACCGCGUCCGCUCCAACCGCAGCUCGCACACCCGCCAGCCGUCGCUCACAGCAGCGAGCUACCGCCGCCGCCAGCGUGCCGACGAACAAAACAUGAGAGGGUGGGGGUGGGCGGCUGCUGUCGCCGAGGCUUUCCGCAAUAGCUACGCGGAGAGCGUGUACCCGUUCCUCGGGACCGACGAGCGCGCCCUCUUCGCCGUGAGCAGCGCGCGCGCUGGCGGCAUGCUGGCGCCCACCAGUGCACGCGUGCCGACGUUCAUCAAGACGCGCAAAGACGCCCUCCGCUGCCUGCGCGCGUUCACCGGCCCAAAGUUCCACGCAUACCCCGCGCUCGUGGUCCUCUCGUAUGUGGACAUCAAGAUCCGUGCGGGCAAGAGCAAGGCGGGUGUGAGAGCCAAGCUGGAGCGGAUUGAGCUCGAGAUCCCCGCCUACUGGCAGGUCUACGGCAUGGUGCGCGACCUCCGCCGCCUCGGCCCAAGCAGCAAGCUCGACGUGCCCUGGCCGCCGCGGUACAACGAGCAGUCCGAGGCGGCGGGCGCCGCGCGCGAGUUCCACCCGCUUGAUCGCCGCCAGCCGAGCAUCAGGAGACGCGACUACAUGUGGUGGGAGACGAGGGAGGGGUGGGAGAUGAUUUAG
This is a messenger RNA of Vanrija pseudolonga, 663 nucleotides long. RefSeq lists its product as uncharacterized. The coding region runs from base 1 to 663 and encodes 220 amino acids. The record is from RefSeq and is a predicted model, not a curated record. The transcript has 3 exons. Lineage: Eukaryota; Fungi; Basidiomycota; Tremellomycetes; Trichosporonales; Trichosporonaceae.